UUGGAUGUCGGCUGCUACUGCGGCAAUGCACGGCUGACGGCUGCUUGCAUUCGUUAGUUUGGUAUUUGUAUUUAUGUUCUCUUAAAGCCCUUCAAACCAAGAUCUAAUUGAAUGUAUCAACAAUUCGGCUCAUUUUGAAAAUCUUUCUAGUCUAAUUUUUCCCUUGAAUCGUAUGAGACGAUGGCUCACAGACGGCUUCUGCCCGAGAAUAAGGGCCUUUAUAAUUUAAACAAAUUGUACUUUAUACCAAAACCACAUCCUUUAAACGAUGGAAUUGGAAGAAAUCUCCCCAAUGCCUACAAAAAAUUUUAUGAAGAGUUACUGCAGAAGCCCUCUGCAGUACAUCACAUACCUGUUAAAGAAAGAUACCAACGAGACCCAGAGACAGGAGUUGUAAAACGUCUUCAGGAUGAUCCACCUCCGCUUUUUUUCCCCAAAGCAUUUCAUAGAGGUUUGUGGGGUGGAGCUGCUGUUAUCAAGGGCUUCUCUCACCCACACUUGAAGCUUCCAAGGAUUCCAAGAUAUUGGAUCCCUAAGUUGGAAAUAUCUGUUGUGUACAGUGAAGUAUUGGACUUAUACAUUACAUCUGCUGUGACAAAGAGAACUAUUCAGCUGAUACACAAGCACUAUGGAUUUGAUCACUACUUGCUACAGACUCCAGCAUGUGAUCUCAAAUCUGAUUUAGCUCUUAAAAUUAAGAGGAAAAUUUUACUUGCUCUUGAUAAGAACGAACUUCCGCACUCUGAUCCAGAGAAGAGGGACCAAGUCUAUAAUACGUAUAAGCAUUACUUAGAAAAGUAUGAUACAGAGUAUAUUCAAUGGUAUGGUCUUAAGAUCCAUGAAGCUGUUCAAAAAAUGCAAUAUGAAGAAGAAAAAGCUAAAGGACCAAUUCUACCUCUUAAACAUUUGUAUAGAAAGGAAUAUUUGGAGGAAUUGAAAGCUGAACAAGAGCAGAAACAAGAAGCUCAACCGGCUGUACCUGAAAAUGCAAUUACAUCAAUGUUCAACAGGCUGAACCCCUUUAAGAGGAGCAAAUAAUGGAGUGUAUUUUGCAAUUUUCCUUGAUGGAUAUGAAGCAAAAUUGUCCCUUGAUAUACCUCACUUUUAGAGGUUGUGCUAAACUAUGAUGCAGAACAACAUUAAAAGUAGUCUACGUUGAUUUAUUGAUUUAAA
This is a messenger RNA of Frankliniella occidentalis (western flower thrips), 1173 nucleotides long. RefSeq names its product 39S ribosomal protein L28, mitochondrial (gene mRpL28). Gene Ontology annotation, cellular component: mitochondrial large ribosomal subunit. Gene Ontology annotation, molecular function: structural constituent of ribosome. The record is from RefSeq and is a predicted model, not a curated record. The transcript is spliced from 6 exons. NCBI's taxonomy places the organism in Eukaryota, Metazoa, Arthropoda, Insecta, Thysanoptera, Thripidae. Bases 181 to 1038 code for a protein of 285 amino acids.